Molecule: messenger RNA, 3165 nt
Organism: Rhizoctonia solani
Lineage: Eukaryota; Fungi; Basidiomycota; Agaricomycetes; Cantharellales; Ceratobasidiaceae
Product: Retrotransposable element Tf2 protein
Exons: 2
Coding region: 1-3165 (1054 amino acids)
Biological process (GO): DNA integration
Molecular function (GO): nucleic acid binding
Source: RefSeq, a predicted model, not a curated record
AUGCUUGAUGGGUUGAGCCCCCAGGCAGGCAAAAUCUGGAAGAAGGCCAACCUAACCUUCUCCCUUGAUGGCAAGAAAAUGACCAAGACCUUCCUUAUCUGCAAUACAGGGUCUCACGCCGCCAUCUUGGGAUUGAAAUGGCUAGACGCCCACAACCCAGAAAUUGAUUGGAACCAACGCACCCUCUCCUUUCCUCAUGCCCCACCGGAACACGUGGCCAUUGCCGAGGAGGAGGAAGCUGACAAGAACCCCCUUGAAGGAGUACCCCCCAAGUACCAUCAAUACGCCAAGGUAUUUGGAGAGGAAGAAUUCAAUAAGCUUCCCCCCCACAGGCACUACGAUAUUGGCAUUGAACUUACCAAAGAAGGCCCCCUCAAUUCUCCCCUUUAUAGUAUGACAGACGCUGAGUCUGCCACGCUCAAGGACUGGCUUAGGGAUGAGUUGAAAGCAGGGAAGAUCCGCCCGAGCAAGUCUUCCAUCAGUUCCCCCGUGAUGUUUGUCCCCAAAAAGGAUGGUUCCCGUUGCUUGGUCGUUGAUUACCGUCGCCUCAACAACCGGACAAAGAAAAACGUGUACCCGCUACCCCGUCCCAAUGAUCUUAUGGCCCAACUCCGUGGCGCCAAAAUCUUCACCAAGCUAGACCUAAGAUGGGGGUACAACAAUGUCCAAGUUAAGGAGGGCAAUGAAUGGAAAACUGCGUUCCGCACCAAGUAUGGCUUGUACGAAUCCUUAGUCAUGACAUUUGGCCUCACCAACGCUCCCGCCGCCUUUCAACAUUUUAUGAACGAGUUGUUUAAAGACCUGUUAGAUGUAUGCGUCAUCAUUUACCUCAAUGACAUCCUGAUCUACUCAAAGGAUGACGCAUCACACACACAACACGUUCAUGAAGUCUUACGGCGUCUAAUGGAAAAUCAGCUGUUCUGCAAAGCGUCUAAAUGUACUUUCCACGUUACCUCUGUGGAAUACCUUGGGAUUAUUGUAUCCGAUAAGGGGUUUAGUCUGGAUAAACUCAAGAUCCAGGCAGUACAAGAAUGGCCGGUGCCCACUAAAGUCAAGGAAGUCCAAUUGUUCCUAGGCUUCGCCAAUUUCCUCCGCCGAUUUGUUGCCAACUUCAGCCAUGUGGCUAGGCCGCUACAUAACCUAGUCAAGAAGGAUACGCCUUGGAAAUGGAACACAAAGGAACAGGAAGCAUUCCAAGGGCUGAAGGACGCCAUAACCAACGCCCCCGUACUCCGUCACGCUGACCCUACCAAGCCUUAUUUUCUGGAGACAGACGCUUCCGGCGCAGCCCUAGGUGCUAUACUCAGCCAACGGCAGGAAGACGGCCAACUUCAUCCUCUUGGCUUCCUAUCUGAGUCAUUCAAGGGCGCCAAACAGAACUAUGACACCCAUGACAAGGAGCUGCUAGCCAUCAUCCGCUCCUUCAAGUAUUGGCGUAUCUUCUUGGAAGGAACCGUUCACCCUAUCACUGUGUUCACUGACCACCGCAACCUGGAAUAUUGGAAGGAGUCCCGGACAUUCAACCGUCAACACGCAAGAUGGCACCUACUGUUAGCAGGCUACAACUUCCAAAUUGUUUACCGCCCGGGAAAGCAGUCAGGAAAACCCGAUGCCCUCUCACGCCGUUCUGAUCACGCCGAUAUUCCACCCGCUGACCAAACCAUGCUCCCGGAACCCAUAUUUGCAAACGUAGCCUUAGUUACGCCAGAGAAGGAAUUACAACGCCAGAUUGAAUCGUCACUCGAUCAGGACAAGUCUUUGGAAGAAAUCCUACAGUUCCUACAAAACGAGUCCAAAGCCCCACCUUCUAUCAAACGCGCAUUUAAGGAUUACGAAAUGGAGGCAGGUCUAUUGUUCUACCAAGGACGUAUUGUGGUCCCAGAUGUGGGCUCUUUGAGGACGGAUCUCCUACGGAUAUUCCACGAUAGUCCCUUGGCAGGGCACCCUGGCAGGCAGCGUACCCUAGAACUAGUCUCACGCAACUACUAUUGGCCAGGCAUCCGAGCAGAUACAUACUGGCACGUGGAUUCCUGUGAAACUUGCCAACGGAUCUGGAAACCAAAAUACGCUUCCAUCCCCCCACAGCCACUCAAACUCCCAUCCAGGCCGUGGCAACACGUUUCUUAUGACAUGAUUGUAGAUUUACCAAAGGACGGAAGCAACAACUCCAUCCUGGUCAUAGUAGACAGCUUCACCAAAUAUGGGAUCUUUGUCAAAUGCUCCAAAAAGCUGAGAGCACCCAAGCUAGCGGAGUUGUUCCUGGAACACGUAUGGAAACGCCAUGGAAUGCCGGAAAAAACAGUAUUGGAUAGAGGAAGGGUCUUCAAUAACAAAUUCUUACGGGCUCUUUACAAACGCCUUGGGAUUGACCCGCACUUCUCAUUGGCAUACCACCCUCAGAGCGACGGCCAAACGGAACAAGUAAACCCCUCCAUUGAACACUUCCUUAGAGCAUACUCAGGAGUCAACCAAAGGGACUGGACCAAAUGGCUUCCGAUGGCGGAGUUUGCAUACAAUAACGCGGUACAUAGCAGCACGGGCAAAACUCCCUUUAAAGCUCUGUACGGCUGGGAACCUACCUUAACUCCGUCAAGCGUACCAACAGAUGUCCCGGAGGCAGACGACCUUGCCCAAACAAUGGAGGCACAAUGGAAGGAGGUGGAGUCAGCCCUCCGACAGUCCAAACAAAGGAUGACAAUCGGAGGAGAAGGAAGCCCAACGGAAUUCGAGAUUGGAGAAGAAGCCUGGUUGGACGCCAAAAACGUUAACCUUAAAACACUAAGUCCCAAACUAACGGAACAACGUCUGGGACCCUUCAAGGUUAUUGAGAAAAUCUCCGACCAAGCUUACCGCUUAGAACUCCCCCCAACCAUGCGGAUUCACAAUGUCUUCUAUGUGGGACUCUUAUCUAAGGUCAAGAGGGACAAAAAGCUCACUGUGGACGGGGAAGAGGAAUACGAAGUAGAAGGGAUAACAGACAUGGAGGAAAGAGACGGAAAAUGGUUCUUCAGGGUCAAAUGGAAGGGCUACGGACCGGAGGAGAACACGUGGGAGCCCCGAGAGAACCUCAAAAAUGCGGGGAAAAUUUUGAAAAAAUAUGAGGAAGAGAUGAGAAAAAAGGCCCUCGGCGCUGCCAAGGUCCUUAGAGGGGGGGCAGUGUCGUAG